This is a messenger RNA of Paramecium octaurelia, 6180 nucleotides long. Lineage: Eukaryota; Ciliophora; Oligohymenophorea; Peniculida; Parameciidae. The record is from the annotation of a GenBank genome assembly.
AUGAAAUUAAAAGAAAAAUUUUACGAUAAACCAGAUGCCACAACGGUUUCUUUGCUUCAAUCUAUCAAAAUGAAUCCGUAUUUCUAGAAGCUAAUUUCAUUUUCAUUAAAUUGCCUUUUCUCAUAAAUGUAUUUACCCAACAACAAACAUCGAGAUAAUUCCAUCUACAUUUUCAAAGGUAAUGGAAUAAUGAUCUUAAAGAGGGAUAUUCUAUUCUAAUUCAGUGUAUUGAUAAUCAUAGGCAAAGUGAUCAAGUCAUUCAGAAUGUGUGUGGUUGUUUGAACAGAAUGAUUGGUUUGCAUAAAUUUAGAGAUGAAUUCAUCGCCAGGAAUGUUAUUGAUAGCAAUCUCAGCCAUGUCAUCUCAUCAAUAACUAAUAGAUAACUAUCAUAGGAAGCCAUUAAAGUAAAUUGUCUCCUAUUGUAUAGUCAACACUAGACCUUUAUUAAAAUCUCACCUUUACUUAGCUCCAAACGGAUUCGCUUGCAAAAUCCAAUAUUUUGGUGGGAUUCGUGUAAAUUUUAAUAGUUUCCAAACCUUUGAUUUUAGAAAUGAAAAGGAUAUUCGAUUUGGAAUAUAAAAUGCUAAGUAGAUUUUUAGAUCUAUGAAAUUAGUAUAGGAAUGUACAAUUGAAAAUAUCAAUAUUCACGAACUCAUUACUAUCUAUAUAUAAUUGAUGUAAGAGUACAUCGAUAAUAUAUUUGUUAUAAAAGAAACUUUAAGAAUAUUAUUGCUUUUAGUAAAUAAUCAGAAUGCUCUAAAAGUCAUAAAAUAGAAGCAAUCAAUUCCUUUAAAAAUAAUGAGUGAGAUUUUAAUCUAGCAUAAUGAUGUAAGUGUAUAAUUUGUAUACAGAUCGAUGUAAAUGACAAAGGGGCUCAGAUUCUCUAAAGCAUCAUAAACAUAGAAUAAGUCUAAUAAAGUAUCCAAUCAAUUAAAUCACUUGAUUAAUAAGCUGAGUUUUCAAUGAGUCUUGUCGCAUGCUUGAUACCAGCUAUUCAUAAUUAAAUCAAUUUAGACGAACUAAUUAAUAUAUUAUUUGACUUAGUUAAAGGAUAUAAGAAAAUAGUCAAAAGAAAGCCAAUACUAAGAGAUGCUCUUAACUGUUUGAGCAGACUCUAUGAUCAAGAUCAAGAUUAUGUAAAUAUUUCAAAUUGAUUUUUAGGCUAUUAAAUUGAAAUAAUUUUUGGCUCUUAUGAUGGAAUUAUAUGAAAACGAAGAUGCUGAGGUAGUGGCUGCAUCAUUUGAUCUUAGUAGAAAACUUGGAACUAAUCUUACCAUAGAGGAACUCAAUAAGAUAAUUGAAAAGGUUAUUGCAUAAUUAGCAUAAUUAAAAGGAGUCAAAGAUGGACUUAGAUUAUUAUUGACUUAUGCAAGCAAGAAUGACAAGACUUUUAAAGCGAUUGCGAAAGGAAAGGAAGCUUUUUUUAAAAUUAUUGAAAAUGUGAAUAAUCAAACUUCUUAAGAGUACAAUUCAAAAUUAUUAUUAUUAAUUCAUCAAGAGAUAAAAGAUUAUAUAAUAAAGAAACUUUCUGUCAUAGUUCAAUUUAUAUAAAAACACUAUCUUUGGAAAAGAUCAUUGCUGUAUUACAUUUAGAUUUUAAAUAAAUAUCCAGAAUAGGUAGCCUAACUCAAAUCAAAUUUGAUGAUUUCUAUUCUAUCAUGCAAAAAGAACAAAGGUAAUUAUCCUUAAGUUAAAUUUAGAUUACAUUAGUAUUGUCAGUACUUUAAAACAGGUGAAAACUGAUUCUGAACCUGAGGAAGAUGAUCCAGAAGAAGUAGCAAUAGAAUUUCAGUAAAAUGAAGAAUUAGAACAAUAAUUUAUUAUUUUAGUGAGAAAUUUAACCAAAUAAGAUGAUGUAAAAGCAUUGCAGAAAGAAAUAAUAGGAAACAAAUAUAAUGAUGAGCUAUCCUAAGUAAUGCUUGAGAUCCAAUUGCUCAAACUCUCUUAUUAUGUGUAAAUUGAAGGAACCUUUUACUUGUAAAAUGAUUAUUUCGCUGAAUUAAUGAAUUACUUAUUGAAAUUUCUAAAAUCUUAUAAAGCUGAGAUGAUCGAUAUUGUUUAAUGCAUAUUUCUAUUGUUAUAGACUAUGUCAACUUUGUAUUGGAAUGAUAAAACUGGUACUUUAUACACUCAAAAGAAAACAUCUUAGUUAUGUUUUGACUUUUUGUUUUAAUCACUUGAAAAUGAAGAACUUAUGGACUCUAGUUUGGACACCAUUUUAUUUAUGGGUUAAGGUUGUAAGAAUACAAAUAGAAAGCAACACUACUUAUUGGACAUUCAAGAUAAUCAAUAUGUUAUUUAAUUAAUAAGUUAAUUGUAAAUCUUAAUGAAAAAAUAUGUCCAAAAAGAGAGAAUUUAGUUGAAAAUCCUAGAUGUUAUUAAGAUAUAUCUACUUUUUGAACUGUUUAAAUAAAAUGUAAGAGAUCUCCCAAAAAUUCUAUGUAGAAAAUUACCAGAAGACACAACAACUAAAGAAAUGGGAUUGGAAACUAUUUAAAUAUUGUCUGACAUUAAUUACACUGAUAAUGCACUAAAAUAUGUUACGCUAUUUUAAUUGCAGCAUUAAUAUGAUAUUGAAGUCAUCAAUUAAGUCAUCCCUUAUAUUGAUACGGUGUAAAAAUAUGAGGGGGAUUCCUUUUUAACAGAGGAGAUAAAGAAAUAAAUAAAAUAGAUGAUUCAGUAUUUCGAAGAAAUGGAGGAUCCAGAAGUAGGAGCUGAGUACAUGGACAAGCUGAGUGUUUAUUCUACAAUUCCAUAAGCCUUGGAAUAUGAAUUUGAUUGCAAUAUCCUUGAUUCCUUAGUAAACGUUCUAAAAUAUUGCGAAUUAGAGAAGAGUAAAAUAUAUUAUAGAUAUUUAGAUAAUGAUAGGCUUUUAUGUUCUUCAAUUAAUAUAUUAACUUAAAUGUUGAUAAAUAAUUAUAUUGAGCCAAUAGAAUUGGAAAAGUGCUUCUAAUUCUUAUAACAAAAAAGACAUAGUGAAAAUCCUGUAAAUUUAUUAACAUUCUAUCUUUCCAAAGGGGAGGCAGUAAUUACGUCAGAUUACCUUUAAUUUAUAUUGUAAGACUAUUACUUAAUAUUAGGGAUCUGAUGGAAGAAUACUAGAAUAACAAAUUUGUUAUAGCAAAUUUGUAUGAUAUAUUGUACAGGUCUUGUUUGAAGUCGAAAGAUAUUAGUAAAAUUCUGGGAGAUAAAAGAUUUAUUUAGAAAUUAAUAUUAUAAACUUAAGAAUUAGUAAUUGAAUAAAGCAAUGAAGAAUAGGCGAAAAAGAACUUAGCAUGGUUAGAAAAUUUAUCUUAAUCUGAACCUGUGGCUCUUAGAAUCUAAAGAGAAAAAGGUAGAGAAUUAUGUUAGUUAAUAAUUAAAUAAAAUAGUGGCCAUACUAUGUUUGCCUUUAAAAUAUUGGCCAAUUUAGCUAAAUUCUGUUAGUCUAUUCCUUUAAGCUAUUUUCUGGAAUUUUUAAAAUAAAAUUAAUUUCCUUUAGAAAUAUUAACUUCUCUCGAUAUUCUAUUUGAAAAUGAGGAGAUGAAACAAGAGUUUCUAAAAUAAAAUGGUUAAUAGCUCUUACAUUAGUGGUAAAAUGAUUAUCCUGAUUAAUGUGAUAAACUGCAUCAACACUUCAAACCUAAAUAACCUGUGAUACCAAGAUAAUCCCUGCUAAAAUAGAGACAAUCAUUAUUGUAAUAAAAAUAGUUAUUAUUGUAAUUGAAAUAAGAAAAAGAGGAGUAGGAGAAAUAAGAGAAAUAAUAGAAAUUAGAGUAAAGUCAAGAUAAAGAGAAUAUUAAUGAGAGUUAGUAGGUCAUUCAAUAGAUCCAAUAGCCUGAAUAGAAUUAAUAAUUAAUUAAGGAUUGUUUAGAAUUAGCAGUUAAAAAUCCAUAGUAGAUAAUAGAUGAAGGAAUGUUGGAAAGAUUAUUUUAAAUUGAGGAUUCUUGGGAGGUUUUUAGAAGACUGACUAAACAUCAAGAUAUAGCUGAAUAGGUUUUAUAGCCAAAUUCAAAACUAUAUUAAAAUACUCUUGAUGAAUUGAAAAAUUAAGAUUCUAAAUUUGCUGAGUAAGUGUUAGAAACAGCUGGAUAAAUAUCAUAAGUCCCUGAAACACUUAGUGAAUUUGCUUAAACUGAAGGACCAAUUUCAAUGGUGAACUUGAUAUAACAUUAAGCUGAAAAUCCAAAAGUAGUUGAAGCUGGUUUAGAAGCUUUAAAAAAAUUAUGCCAAGAUGAAAUGAUUUUAAGUACAAUAGGAGAUUCAAAUGGAAUAGAUUUGCAGAAAGAUCUACUCAGUAAAUAUUAGAAUAAUAUUGAAAUUAUUAAAAAGUGUGAUGAAAUGAUCUAAUAAUUAUCAGUAUCAGAGUCUUAUUAGGAUAAAAUUGCUGAAUUAGGAAUCAUUCAAUAAUUGAUUGAAUAAAUAACAUAACAUCCCAAUACUCUUGAGGUUGUGUAACCAGCUAUUGAAGCAUUAGCAAAAAUUGUCUAUAGAAACGCUGAUAAUGGAACUGUUGUGAUGGAGAGUAAAAUUUUGGAUGAAAUUCAGCAAUCUUAAAUUUUAGAUGAUUUGGAAGAACCGUUGUUGACUUUGAUCAAUAAUAUGUGCUAUAAGAAUGAGGAGAUUAAAAAAUAGAUGAAAAUAGAAUAUCUUAUCCAAAUUUUGAGAAAGAACAUUUAAUAUUUUAAAUAAAAAUCUUUCGAACAAUGUGUCAAUACAUUAUUUCAUUUGGCUUCAUAUACAUAAAAUAUCUAAAAGAUGAUUGAGUAGAAAUUAUUGGAAAUUAUCAAUGAAUUCAUCAAAAAGCAUCAAAAGGAAAUUGAUUCCAUAUUACUAUUACUGAAUUUAGAAUUGAAAAUAGCUGCUUAAAUAAAUGUUCCAAUUGAUAUCCAAACUGUGGAAUGUACAUUGAUGUAAUUAUUAUGUAUAAUUUAGAUGUUUGUAAGUAGAAAAACUUGAAUAAUAAGCCCUUCGUCUAAUCAGAUAGAUCUUAGCCAACUGCUAUCAGUUUAUUGAUAAAUUGAAUGGAUUCACUUAGAUUGCCAAUAUUUUGAAGAAAGCAGAAUUAAGUUCUUGUGUUCUUACUCUUGAUGUUAUGCUUAAGAUGGCAGCCAUUAAUAAGGAAUCAAUCUCUAAGUUUGAGUAAUUAAACGUAGGGCUAGACUUUUCAGAAAUAUUGAGAGUAAAUAAAAACGAUAAGAAAUUAUAUGAUUAAAUUUUAGACUACAGUUUAAAAUUGUUUAACAAAACUAACGAAUUAGCAAAUUAAUUGAUGAUAUUUAUUUAGUAAAAUGAAGUUACUGAAUUACAAAUUGAUAAAACCUUGUUAAUUGUGGAAUAGGUGGAUGACAAUGAAAACUUUAUACCUACAUUGAUUGAAUUAAUAUAAAAGAAUAAUCACAAACAUACGAAAACAAUUAGUGUAAGAGCUUAGCAAUAUAUAUUAGAUCAUACUAUCUAGAGAAUCAAAAGUCUUCCCUAAUUAAAUAUUUGUCAAUAAAGGAGUUGAUGCUUGUGUAGCAGAGGUCUUAGUUACAAAAGAAAAAGAGGUUCUAAUGAAUGUAAAUCUUAUGCUUUUCUUUAGCUUGCCACAAUUAUACUUGAUGUUGCAAAAUCGUUGGAAGAAUACAGAUAAAAUAUUGCUGAAUAAUUUCUAAAUUAAUUGGAAAAACUUAAUGAGCCAGUCUUAAAUGAAUUAAUUAAAUUUUUAUAAGGGCCCAAAAAGCAAUUAUCCAAAUUAACUGAUGAAAUCAAAAACUUUUUAUAAAAAGGAGAGAUUCUAAAAAUGUACAAGGAAGAUGGUAGUCGAGGCUAUUAUAGGUUCUUUUGCGAUGAAACUCUAUAGCAAAUAAGAUGUAGAUAAGAAAGUACAAAAUUGGUUAAACAAAAAUGGAUCUUGAAAUUAAAUUAAAUUCAAGAAAUUAAAGGAAAUUACGACAAAAAAUCAUUAUCAUCAAGUGCAUUUGAAAAUCAAAAUUGGUUGGUUAAAUAAAUUCAUAAAAUGAAGCACAAGGGUAUAUAAUUUAGUUAUAAUAAUUUAGUAAUUGAGUCUGAUAGAUGUUUCACAUUAUUUGCAUAAAAGAAUGUGAAACCAAAAACAUUAAAUGCUCUAUGCAAAUCAGAAAGCUAAAAAUAAAAAUGGGUUGAAUACAUUAAAAUUUUGAUUGAUGAAUAACCGCUUUUAAUGUAAUAAUGAUUAUG